Molecule: messenger RNA, 4267 nt
Organism: Trichomycterus rosablanca
Lineage: Eukaryota; Metazoa; Chordata; Actinopteri; Siluriformes; Trichomycteridae
Product: C-type lectin domain family 4 member E-like
Exons: 6
Coding region: 66-1007 (313 amino acids)
Molecular function (GO): signaling receptor activity
Source: RefSeq, a predicted model, not a curated record
AGUAAAGAACAUUGACACAUCGUUCACUGUUUCUACAUUCAUUAGGAAAAAAAUCACACAAAAGUAUGGAGACCACAGAAAACAGGGUAAAAGGUGGAUACAACGAAAUAGAGAUUCAAGAUGAUUUCAGUACAGAUGUUCAUCCUCUUUAUUCAAAGGUGACCAGGUUUACCGUCAGAGAUGGACCAGUCUCUAGGUCUUAUCGAAUGGCAGCUAUAGUUUUGGGGAUCCUAAGUGCAGCAUUUCUUUUCAUUCUUAUAGGACUGGGUGUUCACAUUAAUAAGGUGACAGACAAACAUGACACCUUGUCUCUCAACUCAUCAAAAAUCUUUGCACAACUUGCCCAGCUCCAGUCCGAUCACAAAAGCCUGACUGAGUCCAAAACUGCACUUCAGAAGAAGCACAAUGAAGACACCAGACUAAUCACAUCUCUGCGGUCUGACAUGAAUGCACAGACAAGACUGAAAGAUAAUCUACAGACACAAAAUCGUAACUUACAGGAAGAGACCGGAAAACUGAAAACCCAACUUACAAAUCUUGAAGAAAACUGUGGCAAGUGCUUACCAAACUGGGUGUUGAACAACAGCACAUGUUAUUACUUUGCUGUAUCUGACACAACUCCUCGCAAAGGCUGGGAUGGAAGCAGAGAUGACUGCAAGAAAAAAGAAGCUGACUUAGUCGUUAUUGAAACAGAAGAGGAAGAGAUUUUUAUUGUGGAAACAAUAAAAGCACUUAGGUACAACUUACCAUUCAGCUAUCGAAAUGGAUUUUGGAUUGGACUAAAGGACGACCAUACAGAAGGAAUCUGGAGAUGGCUUAAUCAGAGCAUUCUGACACAAGGGUACUGGAAUGAUGGCGAGCCAAAUGAUGAAUUCUCUAUAGAGGAUUGUGCAGCUGUUUAUCCAUUUAGGAAUCCACUAAAAGCCUGGAAUGAUGCACCAUGUUCGCAUCCACUAAAAUGGAUCUGUGAAAAGCCAAUUGAUGAAACUUCCAAAAUUCCACAGUAAACCAUGUCCAUCUGUUAUUUUCAACAUUGGGAUUGUUUCAGCAAAAAUUCAUCAAAACUGUGAAUGAUUUACAAAGACAUAGAGUACUUUGCUUUACACGUACACAUUGAUGAGCCAAAACAUUUGGGACACCAACCUCUGAACUGCAGAGAUAUAGACUCCACAAGACCUCUAAAGGUAGGUAGUAUCUGAUCUGGUAGUAUCUGAGGGUAGAAAGUAUCUGUUACCAGCAGGUCCUGGAAAAAACAUGAUUUAUUGAACCAGCCAACCUUCUUCUACGGCUCCAAUAUUCAGUUUAAUUCCUACAUGCUCAUUGUAAGCCUCUUAGGUCUUUUUGCCCCUAUCUGCUGCAUUUAAUAUACAGUACUUACUACAAGUAGCUACCAUCAGUUCAUUAGUUAUGAUAUUCCUGAUGGUGACGUACAGGUUUGGGGGGUGGUCCUUGUGUUUUGGCUCAUCAGUGUACAGUUGGGACUUUAUUAAGUGUAACAAACCUCAGACUAUAGCUCAUAACAAUACUAAUUCACUAGAAAUGCUAAAAGCAGCUCUGCUAGCUUAAUUUUUUUGUAACGAAUUAUCAUGAAAAAAACACUGCUGUGCAUGCCACACAGCUCCAGUCAUGAGGGCCUGAAUUUAUUCCUCAUCUCUGACCCUCAUCUGGGAUAACUACUGUUUUCUUUUCAUUACACAAAACACGCACAAAGUUUAUUGACUGCUUCAGAUUAUACAAAUGUUAUCCAGUGUUAUCCAGACUGGCAGGUGAUCCACCUAGGAUACUCAAUGCUUACCGUCAGAGACUCUAAAAAAAACGUAAAAUGUCUGUUUAUUGAUAGCCGAAUGAGGGACUGUGUCCAGUUAAACCUGGAUCCCAAAUGUUCCUCAUUGUAAAUAAAAACAACUGUGCUAUCCUGUUUUGAGACUGUAUAGGUUUGCCUGUUUGUCUUUUUAACAAAAUUAAAGAUUGCAGUUGUGCUGUCAGGAAAACAAUGCUUGUUAUUUGAAGAUCGCAAGAUAAAAUGAAACAGAAUUAUAUAGCAUAGCCUUCUUGUCCACAACUUUGUGCAAACGUGGAAUUAUGUUUUCUUGCAUUUUUCUGAAUUAUAUAGUAAACAGUUAUACUGUACGGUAAAGCAUAGUGCACAGUGUCUAGAGAUGUUUCAAACCCAAUUUCUGAAAAAGUAAGGACAUUUUGUAAAAUGCAAUUAAAAUCAAUAAGAAGCAACCAACAGUGUUUCAAAGAGGCAAAAUAGUGGGUAUAUGGUAACAAACACAUCAGCAACACAAAUGGAAAAACAAAUAUUGUUUUAAGAGGAAAAGUCUCAAAAGUUGUGGCAGCAUAUAUUAACCAAAUCCCAAAAGUAGAGCCACAAAACAGUACAUCAUUAUCUUCACAUUACUGGAGUUCGAAACCUUAACCAGACAAUCAUUAGAUGCACCAAAUGUUAGACUGAGUGAGGCUCAAAGUUUAUCUGCAGAGAGCAAAAUUAUCAUAACAAUUAUAAAACAAUGACCUAGAUACAAAAAAUUCAGGAAUUCCAACCCUGGAUCCAAGCAGUAGUGGGCUAUAGUAACUUACAGAUGCACCACCAGAUUGCCUUUAAUCAUUGUCUUUAAAAAAGUACAUUUACUAUUACUCUAAUACAUUUAUUUAGCAUUUGUAAUACUAAACAUGUUUUACAGAGCUGCUUUACACAGUUCCACAUUAUGGAGUUGCUAUAGCAUCAUGAAGGGAAGAUGCCACAAUCACUACUAUUACCAGUGUUAUAGUCUGUCAUACAGUAACCUUACUCUGGUGCUUCAAAUAAUUUUUUUGAUAUGAUUUUUUUUAUUAAUCUGAUAUGUACAUAAUUGUAUCUCUUUGUACAUAAUGAAAAAAUCCCUAAAUACUUUUCACCAAUAAAUGUAGAUAUACUGUAUAUAAUUAUGAGGAAAAGUUUUUGUUCCAAAUAAAUCUUAAAAUAAAUAAUAGCUUAGAUUUUUUUCUAGAAAAACAACAAUGAUGAGAACUUUCAAAAGCUAUAAACAUAUAAAAUGCUGGUACAGAAAACUCAGAGCACAGAAAAGUGUUGUCUGAGGUUCUUCAGGAUCUGCUGAGUGUCCACAUGCUCAGGAAACGCAUCCUCAGACUUCUGGGCAGCCAUGUAGCUACUCUGAAGAUCACCCAUCUUUCAAAUACACACACACACACACACACACACACACAGAGAGAGAGAGAGAGAUUGAUUUACACAAACAGAAAAUACAUAUUGCUUUGUUUCCUAUGUAUUUUGCACCAAUUUCUUUGAUUUCUAAUAAUUUAAUAUCUGUUGCUUGACUCCACACACGUGCACUUGGUAGGAGCCGGAUCUAGUAGUACUGCUAUGAUCUUUAUCUUUAAUUAAUUUAUCUUUAACUAUCUUUAACUUCCUUCAGGAUCAAUAACGUAUGUAUGUAUGUAUGUAUGUAUCUGUCUGUCUGUCUGUCUGUCUGAUCAAACGGGCAAGUCCACCUCUGAAAAGCUUAAAAGAAAAAUUAAAGUUUUGAAGUGGCCAAGUCAAAGUCCUGACUUAAAUCAUAUUGAGGGUGUGCAGAUUGACCGUAUGUUUUACACUAAAAAAUCCUCCAGUGUACCUGAAUUAAAACAAUGCUCCUAAGACAAAAUCCCAAAAUUCCUAAGAGUUCUACAGUUCCCCUUAACUGCCUUUUGCAUAAAAAGUGGACAGUGAAAAUUGGGACCUGAAAGCACUUUUUAAUAUUCUUUAGCAGCUUUAUUGGCAUCAAUUAGCUUUAUUUUAGAUUUAUAGUUAGCUGUUUAAAGUUUGCUGGGUGUUAGCACAUGGUUUGAAGUGUCAGAAUUUAUUAUAAUCGGGAAUGGCCAUCAGCUAAUGAUUCCUAACGAUUCCUCACUGUUGAUUUGCCUGACCAAUCCUAACAAGUCAAUCAAGGCCAAACCAGUUAAUUAAGUUCUGAAAUUUUACAGCUGGAAGGAUAUUCAACUAAUGGUACAAAAUACAAUUACAGUACUAUUACUUUGUUUUAUUAAGGUAUUUACUUUCUGGUAUUUACUUUGGUUUGCUGCAGAGGUUGUGUUUACUAUUCAUCUAAGAAAUCAACAAUGUUCAGUAAGCUAUUUGUUACAAAUUCCAGCAGUACAUACCUUAUCUGAUAGUACGGCGAAGUUGAAAUGUGGUUCAUACAUGUGAGGAGCCAGAGAAGCAGCUGUCUGCAGAAAAGCUUUUGCCUGUAACAAAAAUGGAAUGAAUUAAACAAUAUAAAACCUA